AUGCAGAUGUGGAUUUGUGUUUUGGGAGCGUGUUGUGAGGAGCUCUGUGGGGAAUCUGCAGUGUUCUCCCUCAUUCAGUUUGUUCGCCGGUGGAAGUCUCUGCUCUUCACUUCAACUCUUUUGUGUUUGAAGAAUCUCUCUUCUCGUCCUGGUCUGAACCUCCUCACUGUAUCAGGACAGGAGCACACACAGGGGAGGAGGGGGUUGGUGGGGGGAGUGGAGCCUGUGUGGAGCCUGUAUGGAGCCUGGCAGAAGGCCCAGGAUCAGUGUCUGUGUUUGGACCAGAGCCAGACUCAUCUCUGCAGCUCUGAGGACAGCUCCUGCACCUUCCACUAA
Knipowitschia caucasica is the source of this 336-nucleotide messenger RNA. The record is from the annotation of a GenBank genome assembly. Lineage: Eukaryota; Metazoa; Chordata; Actinopteri; Gobiiformes; Gobiidae.